AUGUGCGCACUUCCUUAUUCCGUGGCGAAUCACGUCGCGCUGCGAACGAGCACCCUGGUCGUCGAUACAGAAGAUUCCAGCUUGCGGACCAUGGGUUGUUUCACGCAUAUGAACUGUACAAGAGAUCAGGAUAAAUGCACAAAGCGGGUAGAGCAUCUGGAUUUUCCCCGUCACCGUCGAGUGGAUACGUUAGUCGCAUAUGCCCUAAGCUUAGUUGACAGCUAUGACAAUAAUUUGACGUGCUAA
This is a messenger RNA of Alternaria burnsii, 246 nucleotides long. RefSeq lists its product as uncharacterized. The transcript has a single exon. NCBI's taxonomy places the organism in Eukaryota, Fungi, Ascomycota, Dothideomycetes, Pleosporales, Pleosporaceae. The record is from RefSeq and is a predicted model, not a curated record. The coding region runs from base 1 to 246 and encodes 81 amino acids.